Messenger RNA from Helicoverpa zea (corn earworm), 1722 nucleotides. RefSeq names its product PRKCA-binding protein-like (gene PICK1). Gene Ontology annotation, biological process: intracellular protein transport; regulation of Arp2/3 complex-mediated actin nucleation; positive regulation of receptor internalization. Lineage: Eukaryota; Metazoa; Arthropoda; Insecta; Lepidoptera; Noctuidae. Bases 138 to 1712 code for a protein of 524 amino acids. The record is from RefSeq and is a predicted model, not a curated record. Gene Ontology annotation, cellular component: trans-Golgi network membrane; postsynaptic early endosome; synaptic vesicle. The transcript has 9 exons. Gene Ontology annotation, molecular function: protein domain specific binding; phospholipid binding; protein kinase C binding.
CGCUCUAAGUAACCAUAAACGCAUACGUUAGUCAAUAUCGCAACACAAGUUAUCUGUAACUUCCUUUAUUUUGCAGCCCACUAUCAGUUGUUUGAACGAGUUUGUUAAGUUUACGGUUUUCUAUCGAUUUUUGUGGCAUGAACAUGUGGCAACAGAACAGUCAGUUUUAUAUAUUCAAUGAUACGAGGAUUUGUCCCCAACUUCAAGCUACUAUACAUAACAUGUUUGAAGAUAAAAUGGGUAUGACAGUCACAUCAGGAAGCGUGGUGUUAAGCAAAGAUGAGAAGAAUCUUAUAGGCAUCAGUAUUGGUGGGGGAGCACCUUUAUGUCCGUGUUUGUAUAUCGUACAGAUAUUCGACAACACGCCAGCUUCAAAAGAUGGGACAUUACAAAGCGGUGACGAGUUGGUGGGAGUCAAUGGACAGACUGUGAAAGGCAAGACUAAGGUUGAAGUAGCUAAGAUGAUACAGUCGGCUAAGGACGAAGUAACAAUAAACUACAACAAACUCCACGCUGAUCCCAAGCAAGGGAAAUCCUUAGACAUCAUAAUGAAGAAGAUGAAGCAUCGUCUCGUGGAGAACAUGUCGUCUGGAGCAGCCGACGCGCUCGGACUGUCGCGAGCAAUACUGUGUAACGACACGCUGGUGGCGAAGUUGAAUGAGCUCAGAGAAACUGAGACCACUUAUAAGAGGCUCGUGGAGAAUGCUAAAAGAAUGCUGAAGGCCUAUUUCGAUCUCCUGCAAACAUACAAGUCAGUUGGGGAUAUAUUUGCUGCCAUAGGCGUUCGGGAGCCCCAAGCUAGGGCUUCUGAAGCCUUCACCAAGUUCGGACAGUACCAUCGGCUGUUGGAGAGAGAUGGUAUCAAAAUGCUGAAGGCUUUGAAACCGAUCUUAUCAGACAUGGGCACAUACCUCAACAAAGCUAUCCCCGACACGAAGCUGACUAUCCGCAAGUAUGCCGACACUAAGUUCGAGUACCUCUCCUACUGUCUCAAGGUUAAAGAGAUGGACGAUGAGGAGUACGGGUAUAAUGCCCUGCAAGAGCCCCUGUAUAGAGUGGAAACUGGGAAUUAUGAGUAUAGACUGAUUCUCCGCUGUCGUCAAGACGCUCGGACGCGCUUCGCUCGGCUCCGGUCUGACGUGUUGGUGAAGUUGGAACUGUUGGAGAAUAAGAAGACACAGGAUGUUGCGUACCAGCUGAGAAGGUUUAUACAGGGGCUUGCUGUUUAUCAUAAUGAAUCAGUAGAGCAUCUGAAAGACAACGCGACUCUGUUCCCGGUCGAAGUGGAUCUCUCUCAGAACGCGUUCCAGUACAAAUCUACUGCACAGAUUAUUCAGGACGGUCAAGAAGAAGACGAAGAAUUAGAAUUCGGCAAAGAAAUCCACGAAUAUCAUGACAUUGCUGACAUUGACAAGGAGCCCAAACUUGUCAAUCGCCGUCAGACCAAAGACAAUGAUGACACCGAAUCGUCAGAACAAUUACUGCCUGACUUUGACAAUGUGACCCUAAACUAUGACAAAGUUGACAAAUCUGACAAUAUGGACAAUUUGACUUUAUUGACGGAAUUGGGUUUGGCCGACACGAAUGUACAAGAUGACUUUGGAGAUUUUCAGAAUGGACUGCUGGAUGAAUUUAUGCCCAAAACCAGUGGGGAGGAUAAGAAUGAUAUUUUUGAGGAUUUGUUAAGUGAUUUUAGUAAUUUAAAUAAAUAAAUGUUUAGGA